AUGGCGACGGGAGGAGUGAAAUCGGCGGGAACGGCGACGAAGCCGGCGACUUCAACACCGGUUUCCGAGUGCCUGAAGGAAGCGCUAAGGGAGGUAAAAAAGGCGCGCGAAGAAGCUCGGGUACGCGAAGCGGAACACCGCGAAGAGCUCCGCAAGGAGAAGGAGCUCUUCAACGCUCUUCUAGCGCAAAGCCUUGGUGGAACCGGCGGAGCUCGGCUAGAGAGCCAGCAGGAACUGCAGCGGGAGCAGGAGCUGCUUCGGAGGAUGGAAAGCCAGCAACGACAAGAACAGCGGCAGCAGCUGGAAGAUCAACAGCGCCAAAGGUGGCGUCAGCAGCAGCAGCAACAACAACGGCAGCAGCGGCUACCUGCGCAGCAAUGGCCGACGGUGCAGCAGAGCGGGCGUGCUCAGCGUCAGGGCGUGGCGGAGUCGGCAUCCUCGGCGGUACUUGACGAGCCAGGAACGUGGGUGGAGGUCGUUCGCGGCAAUCGGCGUGGGAAUAAGCAGAAUGGAGUGAAUCUGCCCCGGCAGUCAGCCCAGCAGCAGCCAGCACACCGGUAG
Anopheles merus is the source of this 561-nucleotide messenger RNA. RefSeq lists its product as uncharacterized. The coding region runs from base 1 to 561 and encodes 186 amino acids. Lineage: Eukaryota; Metazoa; Arthropoda; Insecta; Diptera; Culicidae. The record is from RefSeq and is a predicted model, not a curated record. The transcript has 2 exons.